This is a messenger RNA of Cyphellophora europaea CBS 101466, 1380 nucleotides long. RefSeq lists its product as uncharacterized. Lineage: Eukaryota; Fungi; Ascomycota; Eurotiomycetes; Chaetothyriales; Cyphellophoraceae. Bases 1 to 1380 code for a protein of 459 amino acids. The record is from RefSeq and is a predicted model, not a curated record. The transcript is spliced from 2 exons.
AUGUCUGACUCACCAGACACAUUCCUAAACCGUGACUAUCGUUCUCGCGCGAAGCGGCGCAAGCUUGAUGACGGUACAUACGAAGACGAGAACAAAGCUAUCAAGUACGGACACAAGGGGCAGGUUGUACCUGGGCAGCUCAAAUUGGAUAUUGCGAGCUGUGACGGUGGCGAGUACCAGGAUCCAAAUCAUGGCAUGACUUCAUGGCCACAGAACGCUCUUCAAGACGAUGCAACCGUAUAUUGCACGAAAAGUAGUCGCUGCAAUAUGCUACUCCGACACGCCAGUGGUAUGCCUUUUACUCUGACUAAAAUGGUCAUCAAGGCGCCCAGAUCAGGUUACGAUGCUCCGAUUCAAGAAGGCAUGAUCUUUGUGGCUAUGACUGACGAAGAUAUUCUUGAGAAGACCGCAAAGUACGAGAUCCAAUAUUCGCCUAAAACCUUCCGCCUCCACCGCCAACGUUUCGAGCACCACCGUCCAUCUUCCGCGUACUUCAAUUCAACUCGCUCGCCUCUUCGCUCAAUUGAUCGUACUCGAUAUCUUAGGGAUCCUCAUGCCCUCUCGCAACAUAUUGAUAACGAUACUACCCUCGAUAGCGCCGUUGUUCCUGGCUUCACUGUCUCCAUAGGUGAUCCAUCCGACGAGGAAGAAGCAGCUACCACUUCUGGUCCUCCAUCGCCACGACCCUGGCACAACUACGAUGCAGAUGACUCCUACCGACCUCCUUACCUUGACCGCUAUCGCCCUCGCUACACUGACCCUGUCAAUUUACUUGACGAGCACAAUGACCCAUCCAACCCAACCAGCGACUCUGAAGACUUGGCGGAUCAUGUCGCCCAUGUCGCCGAUGCCGCCGAAAUGGUUGCGGUUCUUAACGAAAUGGGCGAGCACGGUCAAGAGGCUCGCCGCAUCCUGCGCCGCACCCGACAUGACGCUGAAGCUGCCUCCCGCCGCCUUCAAGAAGACACCGAUUCCGACGCUCCACCACAAGUCCCUGUCUACCGUCGAUCGACGCCCAGUUCCAGAACUGUGCGUGGCUAUGGCAAUCAUGAGCAUUAUGUACUUGGACCUCCACCUCCUCUCACUCAGGGCUACGAGAGACUCGGCUCGGACACCGAAGCUAUCGCUGGAAAGCCCGUGUCAGAAGCAGAGGCGACCGCCGCCGCCGCAAACUCGUUGGAUAUAUUGGCGCCUCAUGCAAGAUUCUUCAUCCCGCGGAGCAGAAGUAGCAUCGCGGUGAAGUUUGACCCUCCGGUGGCCGGAAGAUACAUCCUCAUCAAGCUCUGGGCACCUUGUCCGAAUGCCAAUAUCGAUAUUCAGGCUAUCACGGCCCACGGCUACGGCGGCCCGAGAUUCUUCCCCGGCAUCGAGAUGCGCUGA